Molecule: messenger RNA, 8624 nt
Organism: Podarcis muralis (Common wall lizard)
Lineage: Eukaryota; Metazoa; Chordata; Lepidosauria; Squamata; Lacertidae
Gene: TTL
Product: tubulin tyrosine ligase
Biological process (GO): microtubule cytoskeleton organization; protein modification process
Cellular component (GO): spindle microtubule
Molecular function (GO): tubulin-tyrosine ligase activity
Source: RefSeq, a predicted model, not a curated record
UGGAGCCAAGAUGGAAGAGGAGCCGCUGCCGACGCUGCCGGAGGGGGAGAGGCUGCCUCGGUCUUCCCAGAAGGCGUUUCCUCCCUCCUCCAGAGAUAGGCGUGCGCCUCUCUGCAAGCGGCAGUGAAAGUUCGGGCUUGUGAGAGCGCCUUCUCCGCAGGGGCGACCAUGGCCCUCCGGGGAUCGCUGGAGGGACCCGGGGGCCGCUCGGCCGCCGCUUUUUGAUCCGGCUCCUGCUGCUGCCUUCGGCGCCUUCCUCGCGAGCAUGUAGGAAGGGGUGCCAGGAAAUGCUCGGGAGUCCAGCGCUCGAAGGGAAGGUGCCCGGGCUCUGAUCCAAGGAAGGCGCGCGCCCGGAUCCCACCCCCGGCCACCCUCCCCGGUGCCGCGGAACCGGAGUCAGACCCGGCGGCAAGCCUCCUUCGCUGCGUCCUCUCGGUUUCGCCGCCGCCGCCCCUAACUCGUUUUUGAGCCCGGCAGGGUGGAUACGUCUCUUGCAAUGCCGGUUUGGAUGGUUUUUAUUUUGGGGGGGCUAAGAGACGGCGGGGCCCCCACGCCUUUUUAAUCCAUGGGUCAGGGGCUUGCGCUUUGAUCCGGCCAGGUGGGGCGGGGGAGUGGCAGCGCAUUUUGCGCCUCUAUUUAUUUAUUUAUGGUUCAUUUUUAAAUAUACACAUAUAUAAAGAUGUACACGUUUGUGGCACGGGAUGAGAACAGCAGCGUCUACGCGGAAGUCUCCAAAAUCCUGCUUUCCACCGGACAAUGGAAGAGGCUGAAAAGGGACAACCCCAGGUUUAACCUCAUGCUGGGGGAAAGGAACAGGCUGCCAUUUGGGAGACUGGGUCACGAACCUGGACUUGUGCAGCUGGUGAACUAUUAUAGAGGAGCUGAUAAGCUUUGCCGCAAAGCUUCUUUAGUGAAACUAAUCAAGACAAGUCCUGAAUUAGCAGAAUCUUGCACAUGGUUCCCGGAGUCGUAUGUGAUUUACCCAACUAAUCUCAAGACUCCAGUGGCUCCAGCACAGAAUGGGACCCAUCAUUUGAUAAACAACCCAAGAACGGAUGAAAGGGAAGUUUUCCUGGCAUCCUAUCAGAAGAGGAAAGAAAGCGGAGAGGGAAGUGUGUGGAUAGCCAAAUCUUCGGCGGGGGCCAAAGGUGAAGGAAUUCUUAUUUCUUCGGAGGCUACGGAACUUCUGGACUUCAUAGAUAAUCAAGGACAAGUGCAUGUGAUUCAGAAAUACCUUGAGAAGCCUAUGCUUUUAGAACCAGGUCAUCGCAAAUUUGAUAUUAGAAGCUGGGUGCUAGUGGAUCACCAGUAUAAUAUCUACCUCUACAGAGAAGGUGUUCUACGGACCUCUUCCGAACCUUACAAUAGUGCUAAUUUCCUAGACAAAACCUGCCAUUUGACCAAUCACUGCAUACAGAAGGAAUAUUCAAAGAACUAUGGGAGAUAUGAAGAAGGGAAUGAGAUGUUUUUUGAGGAGUUUAAUCAGUAUCUGAUGAGCGCUUUGAACAUUACUCUGGAAAACACAAUCUUAUUGCAAGUCAAAAAUAUAAUAAGAAGCUGCCUUAUGUGUAUAGAACCCGCUAUCAGCACCAAACACCUUCAUUACCAGAGUUUCCAGCUCUUUGGCUUCGAUUUCAUGGUGGAUGAAGACUUGAAGGUCUGGCUGAUCGAAGUGAAUGGUGCCCCUGCGUGUGCCCAGAAACUUUACGCAGAACUAUGCCAAGGUAUAGUGGAUGUAGCCAUCUCUAGUGUCUUUCCUCUUAGUGACACACCACAGAAGCAGAGCCAGGAACCAAUAUUUAUUAAGUUGUGAUGAUGAUCACAUUUUUUAAAAAAAACAACGUCCACCCAAAACACAUGAGAGAACUGCGGCCUACGGAUUUUGGGGGGGAAAGAGGAAGCUUGGAUCGAUCAUUACACUUGCUCACCAGGCAGAAAGGAUACAGAACGAUGUCUCGGAAAUUUAGGAGGGAUGCCAAGUUUCCAAGAAAAGUCCAAAAUGAACCAAAGCUGUCUCAUCAACGCUGUGUGUGUGUGUAUUUUGGAACACCUUUGCUUUUGAAAGGAUUCUUGCAAUGGAAGGAAAUUCUGUAGGAGAACAGUGCAACAGUUCUGCUUUAACGUGAGCAAAAACAGGGACGUUUUGUUUUUCGCACCCCUCCAAUGUAAUAAGUUAUUUUAGCAAAGCAUUCUUCCAGGGAUUCCAUGGCUUGGAGGUUUUGUCAACUUGACAUACUGUCAUGUGGGUAUUGUUUUGUUUUGUUUUGUUUUGUUUCCUUCACCUGCUGCAGUUCUAGUGCCUUAGCUAUGUUCCCAAUAAGUAACUUAUUUUAUUCUUACUUUGUUCUGUAGCUUUUCUUUUUAAAAAAUUUGUGGGGUAUAAACUGUUCCUUUAAAAACUGUUAUAUAUAUGUGUGUGUGUGUGUUGAGUUUUAAAAAAACCUGUGGUGUUUUUAUUAUUAUUGAACAUUACAACGUGCAGAAAACUAACCUGAAGGACUGCUAUCUCCCUUUUGACUCCCACGCCAAUAAUGCAGGAGUGGGCAUUGUUUGACUGUUGAGAUGGCGCUGGACUACAAUUCCCAUCAUCCUUAGCUGUUGGCCAUUCUGAUUGGUGCGGAUGGGAGUCCAACAUCACCUGAAGGUUCUGUCAUCCCUGCUGUAAUACAGGCCGGCACAACUCGUGACCUAAACAAGUCAAGGCAACCAGCCGUGUUCCUGUGGCUUGGCAGACCCUUGACAAUCUCUCUCUGUUUGCAGACCCAGGCAGCUUUGAAAUGAAAGGUUUGUUAAGACUGCAGUCUUAUGUUCACUUACCUGUAAGGCUCAUUGAGACUGAUUUCUACGUGAACAUGCAAAGCGUUGGGCUGUAUGCCUCCGAGACGUUGCCGUGCAUAGUUGAUAAUGGGCAGCAUUUAGCUUGGUUGGCCAGAGGUUUUGCAGGCCAUCCUUAAUGUAGCUUCCAUCCGUUAUUCCUCAGGAUCUGGUAUUGCUUUUUUAAAAAUAGCAAAAAUGGCACUGAAACCAUAGCACGUGUGUCCUAGCAUUAGGACCUUUUCCCCCCAAAAACGUUCACAUCAUUUAGACUCCAGUCUUUGGCUGCAGAACCCUUUUCACCACCUUUUGUGUUUUAACUGUUUCCCCCCUUUGACUUUUACUCUUUUGGUUCGUUUUAUUCAUAUUUCUUAACGAGGGGAGAUCACUGGAAAGGAACAUUGCCAUCUUCUUCUGUUGCAUUAAAAAACCCCAUCCUUUUGCAUAUCUCUUCAUCUUAUUCUAAGGCUUCGGAGGUUCCAAAAUACAGGCCACUGACCCCUUUCCUGUUUGACAGAUGUUGUGGCUUGGUUCAGACGUCACAGCCAAACCACGGUUUGGUGGUUGUGAACCGACUUGGAAGUUCUUAUGCUUCCUCCUUUCCCUCAUGUUCCAUGCCACCCUUUUGGUUUGCAGUAACUAUAAUUCUCCAUGAUUGCCCAGUGAGCAAACUAUGGUCGCCACAGCCACUGGUUUGAGUCUAACCAGUAUUGAAACAAACCAUGGUUAGGAGGCAUGCUAUGGUUUGUGAUAAAGCAGUUUUUGCCCAAUUUGGACCUUAUGGCAAAUUAAGUCUACUGUGAACUAGGUGGGAUGGAGGGAGCAAGCCCGUUUGCAACCGUGAAAUAAUUGCUCUCUGCCAUUAUUUCUCUGAAACAGUUCUGUAUAGUUUAGAACUAGCAACAACAUUGCAUCCACAAGACCAUCCCAUAAAAUAAAUUAUUUUAAGAUUCAGUUUAUUAUAUAAAGAAGCUGGCAUUUGGAAGUUCUGGGUUCAACCAUAAACAUACUUACAUGUAAAUAAGGCUGAGUGCAAUAGGGAAAAAAAAGAUACUAGAACUUUGUUUUUAAGGUAGUCGCUAUGGUCUCUUAGGAACCCAAGAGGUAGGCGAAAUUAGAUCUCGUGUAUCAUCUGCUGCACUUGUGGUAUCCUCAGAAUGCAUAAUAGGAGAUUAGAUGCUGCUUGAAUACAUACAACCUGGUCCUAUACAUAUUUACUUAGAAAUAAAUUCUGCUAGUUUCAAUGGAACUUGCUUCACGUUUUGAGAGCUUAGGAUCAAAGCUUCAGCUUCAAUAUUCAAGAAAGCUUUGCAAAAAUGUUUGAGCAAAGCGUGGUAAGCUAUAAACUCUUAGGUCUUGUACUCAGACUCGUGCUUGAGAUUGCUCAGCUUUGGGGUUCGGCUGUGAUUGCACACAAAGCAAGCAUUAACUGCUCUGCAUCUAUGACUCUUGUUGCCCUUGCAGACUUGGCUACAGAAGCAUGCCUUCGGCAUUUUAUCAAACCAGAUUAAGUUGCCUGACAAGUCAUUAAAAUGUUCGGGUGACAAAUUUGUAAGUUCUUCAGUGGCGAAAAGGUGCUUCUGACAUACUUAGGUUAAUGUAGUGUAUCCCCUUUGGAACUAAAUGUAAUUGCUCUGGCUUAGGUGGGGUCAACUUUUAACUAGCCCUUGUUCUUGGGGUUUAACAGCAUCUUGAUGACACUUACUGCUGCAUUGUAAACAUGCUGCCUUUGCAAAUCUGCUUACUACAAGAGGCCAGACCGAGACAGUCCCCCGCUGCCUGCUAUUCAGUUGGCAACUCUCACUGGAUUUUGGAUUGGACUGCAUGCCAUUUUAGACCAUUGCUCCCUAUCAGUGUGAGGCCAUUGUUCCUAUGGUAAUAUGGCCUCCCCUCUGAAUGGAAAAUGGCUCCCCAGGCAAAGAUGGUGGAAAGUUUCUUCUGCUUCCCUAAUAUGGAAGAGGCACAUACUGGCAGAACAGAGUCAAAACAGGUUCACAUCCACCAAGGCAGAACAUGCCAUAACCCACUUCAGAAAGUAUUGGCUAGAGGAGAGCUGUUGGCUCGGAAAGAUGUGAAGGCCUCACAAAGGCUGGGUGGUCUGGUCCUCCGAUUGACUGCACAUUGCCUCCACUUGAAGGGUUAUUUUCUGAUUUUGCUUAUGGAAGGAGAGGACACUGUGAAUUGUGUUGGGCUGUGUCUUCAGAGUCUGAUUAGUCUAUCAAAGCAAGAUCUUCUGGUCUAGAAGAUCUGGAAGUGGAGGGAUGAUAAGUUCCCUAAAGGCACUUCCUCUUCAUCCUUGUCUUCCUCUGAGCUCAAGGGCAGACUGAGCCCUGAGAACAUUUGUCUCACCUGGUAUUGUGUAUUCUGGUUGACAGUGCCUUUCCACAGUCUCGGGCAUGUAUUCUAGCACUGAGCUAUGGAGCUUCUCCUUUGCAGAAGCUGCUAUGGGCUUUCUGUUUGCUGCAGAGAAUUCCUUUUGGGUUGCAGAGUCAGUUCAUGUAGGAUGCUAGGCCCACACAUUCUGAGUAGAGUAGAGAGCACACCUUGACACUCAUCCAGUGCUCUCCUGUGGCAAAUAUUGCGGGAGAAUCUUUGUAUAGUGAAGAGUGGCAUGCAAACUUCUUUUUGCAGAAGCUUGUCCGCCAUGACUGAUCAUCUCAUGGAGGAAAAAGGACCUCAACAAACCUAGUAUUGCCCAAAACAUUGCUCAAGAAACCACUGCUGUAAGGCACUGGGAAUUUUUCAGAUCUCAGAUUAGACAUUCAGCCACUCAGGUUUUAAUAGUGAGGGGUGUAUAAAUAUUGAAUGGUUUUAGGAUCAUGGCAUGAUAAACUAAGAAGUACAUGGAAGGAAAGUAUACAUUGUUGUCUCCUCUCUCCUGCAGCCUUCUGAAAGGCCUCAUGGAAUUGGGAAAGGGGGCUGAUGGGGGACAGGGAAUUGCACAAACUUAGGUUUGGGUCGACCCAAAUUCAGACAAUUCUCCCUUUCCUCCAGAAAGGGUUGUUUCAGAGAUUCGCCUGAACAUUUCAAGAUAGUUGUAGAGAGGGGAGGAGACAGGAAACUUUCAUUUCACAGUCUUCCUUAAUUUAUCUUAGGCUCUAAGCCCACGACUUCUGCUUUAUUUUUCUGUCUAUUUUGACUUUAUUGUUGAUGUCUUCAUUUAAACAUUCUUUUUGUAUUUUUCCUCCAUCAUCAUUUGUCCCCACCAUCUAAUUGCUAACACUGUGUUUGUUGUUCCAUUAACUAACUGGAUCCUCCCCCACAAUAAAAAAUCAUUGCGAUACGUAAUUUGAUAGCUGAGGAGAAAAGAUGUGAACUGUUGAUGGAACAGUUAAAAUUUCCUUGGAUUAUUGCAUUUAAUCCCUUUUUUGCAAGUAGAAGAAUGUAUAAUGCAAAUUCGGGUAUUCAAACAAUUUUUGAACAUCCAGUACAUAAUUCAUAAUUCAUUGCUGAUAUGACUUGAGUAGGUGACCUAUAGUUAGAAAUGCAUUUACAUGAAAAUGGGAUACAGUUCUCUUAAUUUUAGAAAGUAAAAAACUAGAUAAUAAGAGAUUUGGAUGGUGGGCACUUUACCAGCUUUUGCAGAGUUUUCUGAAACUACCUUUGCAGGCAGACUUUGUAUGACAAAACGCAGCAAACAAAAUGUGAUGCACAGCAUGACUCUUACGAGUUUAACAAAUGCAGAAUAACAGGACAGCACUUAAUUGUGGACUUAGGAUUUCUGCCCAUCGCUAUGAAAAUUCCUUUAUGGCUUUGUAAUGUUCUGUGGGAAGGCCUUGUUUAGGAACACAAAUAUAGCACAUAAGUUCUUUUGCUUUUCUUAAAAAAAGAUCUCUCUUUAAAAAAAGGGCUGUGUUCCAAUGUAAGACAAUUAUGUGUAUGGCCUCUUUUGAUAUUUGGGGAUAUCUUUUCUACGCUGUAACUGAUUUGUGUGUCCUUUGUAUUGUGGUGGAAUCAUGCAUACUAGAAACCUUGUUGUGUUGUCAAAAUCCAAUGACUUGCAGAUCUUUUUUCCAGUAGGAUUUCGGAAACGGUUUUCUGCUCAGCCAAACCUUCAAAGCAAUAAGAGAAUGGAAAUUCAACUACUAAGGUGUAAAUACCCACGUUCUUAGUGCAAGUAUCAUGUACAUUUGUUCCAUAAAAUAACUGAAACGUACAAUAGUUAGUGACAAGGCAGACUUAAAUACAGGACGUGAUUGUGACUUGAGUGAAUGGACGAACGAUCUGAAGCAUCACUUUCGCAAAAAUGAAAAAUUGGUACAUUGUGCCCCAUUUUGAGAGAGACAUGUUGUCCAGUUUUAAAUACAUAAAUAAAAAGCCCAACCAAUCCAUGAAAAAGCCCAAUGUGAAUAGAUUGACAUCUUUUCAUUUUAAAGUUAGCCAGUAGCGUAAUCUGUCAAUUCAAUACAGUAUUUAGUAUAAUUUAUCCUGGUGCAAUUUGUCUUAAUUUUGCAUUGGAUACAGGAUUGCAGCUCAGCCUGCAAUUCUGUAUCCAUUUACCUGGGGAUAAGCCUUAUUCAACUCAGUGGGACUUACUUCUGAGUAGACCCAUAUAGGAUUGCCCUCUUUUGCUUUAAUUUCUACAUGAGGCCUACUCUGUUGAGUUUUUAAAAGGAUUUGCUCAAGUGGUCCGUCCCGCGCAGAAUGUAUAAUUUACUGUUGAGGAGUUAGAAAACUCAAUUUCUGCGGCAAACAGUAAUUUAAGACUUAGAAGAUGGCGGUGUUAAAAGUAGAAGCUCUUUUUAAAUGCAAGCACUUUUAGAAACAAUUGCCAGAAACAAUAGGUAAGAAAAUAAAAGCAUUUAGGCUAUCCUCCUAAACAUGUUUACUUGGGGAGCAAGCCUCAUUGAAUACAGUGAGACUUGCUACGGAAAUAAAACACGCAUAGAAUCGAACUGUUACUCAGGGGUUUCCUUCUCAGAUGGUUUCCACUGAUGACUUGACAUUUGCCCUCUAUCACUCUCCUUACAAGGUAUUUUAGGCUCUGGCUAAAUCUCAAAAGCCCUUUUUGGAAAACGAAAAGGGGUAAAAUGGCCACAGCAGGAAACUGGGAAAGCUGUCUGAGAAAGACGGCUUUUAAACCAGUGGCUUGGCCACUAUCACUCCUGACAGUGACUCUGUGCCUUCAGUAGCUAAGCAGAAAUUCAAGUGGUGUAGCUGCUCCUACUGAAUUUCUGCCUGUUAUGAAACUGUUGAAGGAAUGGCAGGGCCUCUUUUACAAAAUGGGUGGCACCCCUUUUAGCAAUCAGCAGUCCUUUAUAUACAGGAUCUGAGGAGAAACAGGGAAAGGAGACAUACCCACCUUCUUCCCAUCAGGAUUUUAUUUUCCAAGUGGAUUCAUGUUUUAGCUCAUAGGAAAAAUAUCCUAUAAAAAACUACCCCUUCUGUGCUAAAAUCUCUAAAAUGUGUUCCUACUACAAUUUAAGUGGUUGGCAUGCAAGUUAUUACAAACACAUUAAUGAUGUUCCUGACCCCAAAACCAGUUUCAUUCAUGUGGGGAGCCCUGCAUUUUGCCCUGUACGUAUUUGAGAGUCCUCAGUACUGAAUGUGUAUGAAUGGUCAAUGCAUGUCUCAUUCUCUGAGCAUUGUCUGUUUAAAAAUAAAAAAAGAUUCUGAAACCAUGUCAUAUACACAGUGUCUGAAGUUACGUCAUACCGAUCUUUCAUCUUCAGAAUAUUGUAGCGUGUGGAUCUUUGUGUCUGAUGAAAUAUGUGACUGUAAGCAGUGCAUGGUUUGCUGACAUUCGUAUUCAAACCUCUCCUGAGCAAAUUAAAAAUAUAAGCGAAUUAAAAAUAUAAAACCUAAUUUUA